Messenger RNA from Rhipicephalus microplus (southern cattle tick), 12748 nucleotides. RefSeq names its product WD repeat-containing protein Rbcn-3B (gene Rbcn-3B). Gene Ontology annotation, cellular component: cytoplasm. NCBI's taxonomy places the organism in Eukaryota, Metazoa, Arthropoda, Arachnida, Ixodida, Ixodidae. The record is from RefSeq and is a predicted model, not a curated record. Gene Ontology annotation, molecular function: protein binding.
UGCAGAAGAAGUUUUCCGCGUUAGCGAGCAAAAGCCUUCCCAGAGAAUGUCUGCUACUUGCUAAAAACCAGUGUCUCACCAUCCCGGUGAUCGGCACGGCACCACCAUGACCAUCUCAAGCCAGCUGGUGGUACCCAUGACGCUGUGGGGCAAGAUUGCCCCCACCCACUGCAUGUCGUCCGUGUUCAUCACGAAGGACCAGAAGAUGAUCGUCACGGGCUGUAAGGACGGCCAGAUAUGCGUCUGGGACAUUGUGGACGGAGCCAAGAUUGUGCCCCGCAGCAUGCUGUUUGGCCACACCGGUCCAGUUCUGUGUCUGGCCAGUGCCUCUCCAUCUGGUGAUGGCUCACUGUUGGUCAGCUCCUCCGAAGCUGGCGAAAUGUCCUUGUGGGACCUGACAGAUGGCAGGUGUCUGGAGAACAACAAGCUUCCUUAUGUCCACACGCACAUGCAGUCCCACAUGCUUUCUGGGGGCGAAACUUCAUAUCUCUUCUGCAACGGCUACUAUGCGGAUGUUGUUGUCCUUGACACCAUGACACUGACUGUGGCCUUCGAGCUGGUGUCACGCAUUUCUUCAGACUGGAUCAGUGCCAUGCAUGUUAUUAGAACGCCUACUCGAAAUGAUGAUGUCGUCGUAGCCAUCUCUGCUUGUGGCAUGGCCAAGGUCUGGACACUGUCGCCAGAGAAUUACAAGUCUUCCAGCCCACUGUAUGAGGGGGAGUCGAUGACCCUCAAAUGCCUGAAUGCCCUGUGCCUGGCAUGCUGUGCCUACAACCAGCGCACUAUACUCGUGGUGACGGCCAAAUGCUGGCAUAUCUAUGAUGCGUACGACUUUGCGCUGCUUUGCUCGACGGACAACCGGCCGGGUGAGCGGUGGAUGGGAGGGGACUUCAUCUCUGCUGAUCGUGUAUGUGUGUGGAGUGACAAGGGUCGGGGUUACCUCUAUCAACUGCCAGCCAACAAACUGAAGGGAAAAGCAAUUAGUGCCAUCGCCGACAGCAGAGAGUUUCGCACGGGACCUACCUUCGAAGACAGCGCUUUUCUCUUCUGUGUGCUUGCUGUUCCAAAUGAUGAGAGGCUUGUGUGCCCUCCUGCCAUGGGAUACUUCCUUGGCAUGCGGGGUGGCUUUCACAAAGUGCUCCUGAGAGGAGACUCAAACGGGCGAGUCGUUCUGUGGAAUGUUGUGGACGUGGCCGCUUCCGACGUCGCUCGCAUGCGCCAAGAAGCGAAUGCCGUUGUUCAAAUGGAGCCUUUCCUGAGCCUGGCUUUGCAAGAGGCUUGGGACGAAAUGAAGCCAUCACCUCCUGGCAUUCUAGACAAAAUGGAACUACCCGGAGAGAGCCAGGAGCUGAAGCUAACGGCCAGCGUCUACCUGCCCCUUCAAGGACGCCUGGUGGUGGGCAGGGAAGAUGGCAGCAUUGUUGUAGUGUCGGCCACUCAAGCCGUCAUGCUGCAGCUCCUCUAUGGGAAGCAUCACCACGACGAUCACCCGCAGCACCAGCUUCUACACGGCCACACCGGUCGUGUGACAUGUCUGCUGUAUCCCAACCACGUGCAUUCGCGCUACGAGAUUGCCCACCUCGUGUCGGGUGGUGUGGACUUCUCGGUCUGUCUGUGGGACUUGUAUGCUGGCACCCUGUUGCACCGAUUCUGCGUCCAUGCGGGUGAAGUCACCCAGCUUCUUGUGCCUCCGAGCAACUGCAGUACUCGAGUGCUGCAGAGCAUCUGCAGUGUUGCCAGUGACCAUUCGGUGGCGUUGGUCAGCCUGAAAGAGCGCAAGUGCAUUAUGCUCGCCUCUCGUCAUCUGUUCCCUGUCGGCGUGGUGAAGUGGCGACCCUUCGACGACUUCAUGGUGGUCGGUUGCUCGGACGGCUCGGUCUACGUCUGGCAGAUGGAGACCGGCCACCUGGAUCGAGUGCUGCAGGGCCUGGCGGCGGAGGAGGUUCUGAGUGCGUGUGAUGAGCACACUGGCCACCCGGGAGAGCGCAUGACGAACCCGGCGGUGCAUUUGUUUCGGGGUCUGCGCCACCGCAACAUGGCUGCCAUCCGGCAUGCUGCCCAGCGCGGACUGCACCAUCUGCAGCAGCAGCACCACGCUUCACACCACCCCACUCCCGGACACCAGCAUGGAAUGGGCCAUGAAGUGGGCGACAGUGCGCACGCUCGUUCCCGGGCACACCCGCUCAUGAUCCAGGGGCUGAGGACCAACCCUGUGGAUCAGGACAGUCACGUGCUCUUCUUUGACAUUGAGGCGCUCAUUGUGCAGCUGCUCUCCGAAGAGUAUUCGGGAAUGUCGCCAGGCACGCUGGAGUCUCAGGGCCUCAUCAACCAGUCCGAGUACCAGAAGUACCUCACCUUGUCUUCUUCACCUGAGACUCACAAGAAACUGUCAGGUUUUAUCGCUAAAGUGAAAGACACCGCAGAGACUGCAGCAUCAAAAAUCCAAGCCAAGGCAGAAAGUGUUGGCAUAAAGACAUCUCAAACAGAUGCUUCUGUGGGCGGCAAGCCAGGAGAUCCGAAGAACGCAGCGGGACUGGCGGCCAAGCAGAAACACCUGAGCUUGGCCGAGACCAACCUGACCAUGGAGAUUGCCCAGCUGCUGCUGUCCCUCCUGCAUGCUUGGGGGCUUGACAAUGACCUCGACAAGGCAUGUGAGGGAACCUUGGGCCUGCUGUGCCCCAUGCGACCCAUCUGCUUUGGCCUGCUGUCCAGGGGCAGCCACAUGAGCCUGCUGCUUCCGACCCACACGUACCGCAUACUGCCCCCAUCUCAGGAGGCCGCACCAAUCAGCAAGGAGCGCAAGGUGGUGACCAUACCCGUGCCCAAAGAGCAGAUUGAAGAAGAGGAGCGGGCGCGACGCUUCUCAUCCAAAGGCCACUGGGAGCUGUCGACGGCCGUCACGACCAACCACCUGCUGACGGUGAUCGCCCUGGCCAACACCCUGAUGUCCAUGAACAGCGCCACCUUCGUGCCCGAGCAGGAGAAACGCCGCAAGCUGCACAGGCGCCUGAGCCGUGCGGACAGCCGGGCCUUCAUGAUGUCACCCGGUGAAGGAGGAGGAGGCAGUGGUGGUGGCAGCGUGGACAGCAGUGGCGCCCUGGCCGUGAUCCAGGAAGUGCUGUCGCAGCAGCAGGCUCACAUCAAGCAAGGCUGGAGCUUGCUGGCUGCUCUGCACUGCGUCCUGCUGCCAGACCUGGUGCGCACCCCCGACUUCAAGAGACCCCAGGUCGAGAUGCUUGCCCGCCGGUGGCAGGACCGCUGCCUGGAGGUGCGUGAGGCAGCCCAGGCAUUGCUGCUCGCGGAACUCCGGCGCAUUGGCCCCAAGGGCCGCAAGAUGGUUGUGGACGAGUGGGCCGUAUACCUGCCGAACUACGGCGAGGCCUUUCUUGCCUCGACCGCUGGGCCCACCCCACCGACACCUCAGCCGGGUCAGAUGCCACAGCCGGCUUCUGGCAUGGGUGGUGGCAGUCCAAGCUCCGUUGCACUUGAGGGUAACGUGGCCAGCUACCAGGUAGGAAGUGCGGCUAGCAGCAGGGCCUCCUCGGGACAGAACACACCGUCCGGACCCCAGCCCAAGGCCGAGACCCAGUCGAUAAGAACCAGCGAUGGACAGAACUCGUCCGAGGAAGAAGACGAGGAAGAAAGAGAAGGCGGAGAGGCGACCACCAAGCACGCCUGGAGCGCUGCUGAGGCCCGCCGCAAACAGUCGACGGCCAUUGUUCUUCUGGGUGUGAUCGGUGCAGAGUACGGUCACGAGAUUGAACAGAGCAAGCGGAAGGGCACCGACGACCAGAAGAAGAAGUCUGUCGUGGAUGGAUUUGGGCCCACCAACUACUCUCUCGCCUGGCACACCAGCCAGGCGCUGUCGUACUUGCUGCUGACGCCUGCAACUCCAGCUUUACCUGCACACACGUCACUACGCCGAGCGGCCAUCGACCUGAUUGGCCGGGGAUUCACGGUCUGGCAAGCACACAUGGACGUGUCCCGGGUGCUGCUUGGCCUGCUUGAACUAUGCUGUGAUUCGGACAAGCUCGUGCCCAGCAUGUCGUACGGACUGCCGCUGACUCCAGCGGCAGAUUCGUGCCGCACAGCGCGGCACGCGCUGUCCCUGAUUGCGACUGCGCGUCCGCCAACGUUCAUCACAACGCUGGCGCGUGAAGUGCACCGCUACAACACGCUCGCUCAAAAUGCACAGUCGCUCAACAUAUCACUGCACCAGACGGUGUUGAGCCGCGCACGUCCCGAGAUAUUGCGCAUCGUCGAGCUGCUCAUCGACAAGAUGCAGACAGAAGUUGCUGACCUGCUUGUCGAGGUGAUGGAGAUUGUCCUGCACUGCCUCGAUCCUACGCAGCUGAAGAUGCGUGGGCUCAGUGAAUUGUUCCCUGCCAUCUGCAAAUUUCACAAUGUCAGCUACUGUGGGGCAACACGGCGUAUUGCCGUUGGAGCAAAGAGCGGCAGCCUCACUAUCUACGAACUGAGGGCCUCGAAGUCACAGAUAAUACCGGCCCACUCAACAAGCGUUGUUGCCUGCACAUUCUCCCCUGAUGGCAAAUACCUGGCCACCUAUUCCAGUGGGGAGAACAAGCUCUGCUUCUGGCAGACUGCGGCCGGUCUCUUUGGGCUGGGCAAUGCGCAGACGCGCUGCGUGCGCACCUACCCGACGCCUCCGCUGCCGGACAGCGUACGUGCCAACUCGCUCAAGAUGGCGUGGCUAGUGUGGAUCGCCAGUCGCACCGUCAGCCUCAUGCUGGCAGACGGCUCCGAGCACCGAUUCACCCUCAGUUAAUCCGCUUUAUUCCUCUUCGCCGGAAAUGCAUACUGCCCCUGCCGUUUGUUACAAUUAUGGCUGUGCCGGCAUCGCAGCCUGAAGGUCAGGGGCGCCCCAGCGCAUUGUCACGUGCUUGUCACUCAUGUGCUGCCGAUGUGUGUCGAAUAAUAGUAAGGGGCAAAAAGGUCAAAAGUCUUGAUGAGAAGAAGAAUAUGUAUGCCUCGUCUUUCAAGGAAUUUAUUGCUGUAUAUUCCCACAAAUUGUCACUUCCCAGCUUGCAAUUUGAGAACUACAUGGUUCGAUUUGUGGAAUGAAUUGCGGAAAGCGGUGCAAGAAGAAACUCGUAUAUCGUCGCUUGUUAAAAAGAAGCCUGGGUCUGUUUGCCUUGGCUUAAAAUUGACAGGUCUAUAGGUUAUAUUUCAGUCUCGGCGGUUUAUGAUGACAUAAGGUAGCAUCUCAAUGGUUUUAGCGGUUUAUGAUGACAAAGACUCUGAGCAGUCAUUUCGCCUAUGGUGUGUUGUGUAAUUGUAUGCGCAUAAUACAUGAUCUGUUGAAUUACAAUCUAGAAGGCCCAAAGCGAUGCUUUUUGCACAGCCAUUUAAAACACUCCCUGUGUAUAUAGGGGUCAUCACUGGCACCAGUUGACUGAUGCUGCUCGGAGCAGGCCAUUACUGUGUGGAUAAGAAAUCCUCAGUCAUUUAAAUUGAGUAAUUAAUGUAACAUAUUACUAUUUGCUGUGCGAGAGGUUUAUCAGCCUUUUUACAGUGGAAAAACAUUUGUAGAAGGAGGUUAAUCAGCAACGAGGCAAGAAAGGCCUCCUUUCCCACUGUUUUCUUACUCACGUCUGCACUAUUCCACCUAAACGAUUCUAUGGCAUCAUUUUACUACAUAUGAAAGGUGCCGUGACUCAUGGCAGCUUUGCAAGCCUGGUGCAGUUGUGCUUGUUUGUCAUACGAUGAACAGCUUGAGUGAUAGGACAAAGCUCCGUGUCGUAUUUAUUAAAGCGAAAGCCAUAGAUGCAACAUCAAAUGAGAUAUGUUACCCGCGGCAACUUCAAAUAACUUCAAGCAACUUCAAAUAACUUCAAAUGGUAUCAUUCGAUGUCAAGCAUUGUACAAUCAAAAUCCUGUCUUCAGUGAAAUAUUUUUUUUUCUCUAUACUUUUUAUCUAUUAGGUUGAAGGUAUGAGUUCUAGCAUGACUCAAGGUGUCACACCGAAGAGAUACGUUCUGUGUCUCAUCAUCUGUACAGUUAGCUAUAUUAAACACUGACCUACUAGCCAAGCUAAGCUCUUUCUACAAAAAGGCAGCUGAGGUUCCUACUUAAUUUACAGGUUUUUCUUUUACGUCCCAUGAAUUCAAUUAAUUUGUUUGGAUCGUUGACAUUGCAUGAGUAAGAUAAUGUUGCCAUAAUUGAAAAAGCCUUCUGGUGGUGCCUUCUUUUAGUGUGGCUCCUCUCUACUAGUUUUAAGGGACUUUUUUUUCUUAAAUAUAAUAUCGCACCUGUACAGAUGUGAUCAAGAAUCAGUUGAUCACAAUUAAUUUCUCUGAUUGGCUAUUUCUUAGAGCUCAAUACAAGAUGUGCUUAGCACAUGAUGCUGUAAACAUGUCUUUUCUUAUCAUAACCAUAGUCUUUCUUGCCAAGGAAGCCUAAGAAAAGUCUUAGCCAUAUUCCCUAUCCUAGUGGUGGCUUGAUUGCUUGUUGGCGGGGUAAUUAAACCCAGCACAAGCUGUGGAUUAGUUGCACUGUGUAGGAGUUGGUGUCUCAAACUGGCUCGGACAGUUGCAUAGCUAACUUUUAUUGUUUAGCCCUUAUAUUGAUGUAUGCUGGCUUCUUAAGCCAAAGCCCAAAAGAAGUUAUUUUCAGAAACUAUUGUUUUUGGGCAGUUUGGCAAUCCUUGCAGAAGUCAUCAUUGCACAAAUAAUGUGUAUGCAGAGAAGGGCUAGCAGCAGCAUAACUUUUCCAAAUGUGUUCAUUUGUUCCUUACAUUUUCAGUUCUAGUAUAUAUAGUAUUUUGCUGAAUUCCCUGAGCAUUCAUUUUUCAUACAGUAGUGGCCUGCUUUGUGGAUGGCAUGACAAACCUUAGCACAAACUUAGCACGAACUAGCAGUGUCUGCAGACUGUGGGCUCAUGUGGCAUAAGCUAAUUAAAUAUGGCUAGUUCUAAGAAUGCCCACUGCAAGGUAUCAAGGUGCCUUUCACAAAUAAAGAAGCACUGAGAAGAAAAACAAUAUUUCUCAUCUUAAAUUUCACAAUACCAAAGCUGCCACAUUUGCCGCAAGGAGACGCUUGGCAAGUGUACGAAAAAAUAAAAUGCAGGUGAUGCCGCUGGUUUGAUCUCAGUGUGACAUAGAUUUUGGCAGUAUAUUCUGAACAAAUUUCAUCGGUGAAAAUUAAUUGCACUAGUGAAUGGCUCAGAACAGCGAGUUUUCAGAAAUCUAAAUAAUCUGCUGUGCUUAAAAUGCGAAUAAAAAAAAAUUCUUGGAGCCCGUAACAUUGCUGUAACAUUCUAUUGGUUCAAUUUUCAUACGAUCGAAGCAAACAAAACAUUCUUGCCUCUAAUAAUGAACCCAUGGUGGUAGAAUUAAAGCAGAAUUAUCAAGAAAUAACUCUUGAUUGUUAAGUGAUGCAGCUCAUCACAUUUCUGUCUUUUUAAAACCAACAGCAGAAACCUUGUAGUGGAUUCAUCACUUUAAUAAAUGUCAUACUUAGUGCAUGCUUAUCAGCUAAGUCAAUGAUCAUGAACACACAUUGCUCAGCUAGGGUGGUUGCCAGGCACAACAUUACGUGACAGUCAAGGUGUUCCUCAAAGUGGUAGUGUGAGUGUUCAACCCUAGAACUUAGAAUACUGUGAAGGUUAUUCCUAGGCACACUGCCUUUUCUGAAAAAAAGCUUUGUACAAAAAAAGCCUUGCUGCUUAUUAUUAAUGUAUUUGUAAGCUUGACAAAGGACUUGCUGUUUAAGAGGCACUUCCUGAACGUUCAGGGGAACACUGUUCACUUCGUGCCCUGAAUUUGUACCAGAUGUGCUUUGCUUUGCGAGAGGAGCUGUAGGGCAGUUUGUUGUAAGGUUGAGCCAAAACGACCUCAAAAUUAAAAGUUAUUUGAAAUGCACAAUUAGCAUGAGUAUAGAUAAGGUUUAUAAUUAUAAAGCUAGAAGAGAAGGAUGUUUAUCAGUAUCUAGUAGCCUUUCUCGAGGGCAGUUUGUUGUAAGGUUGAGCCAAAACGACCUCAAAAUUAAAAGUUAUUUGAGAUGCACAAUUAGCAUGAGUAUAGAUAAGGUUUAUAAUUAUAAAGCUAGAAGAGAAGGAUGUUUAUCAGUAUCUAGUAGCCUUUCUCGAGAUGAGAAGCGAUGCAGUCAAUUGUGCCAUUAGCAUCGACUUCCUGGGCUUCUGUUAAUUGUAUAGAGCCCUUUUUGGUGAUCGUUUUUUACUUGUUUUGAAACAGUACGAAACAUUGUUGAUCGCAUGAAUUGAUCGCGUCAGAUUCCCUGACACUGCUGUAUAGCUAUGCAUAUUCCUAGCGAUGUCUAGUGCACAAAGGGAAUAUUGUAUGACUGCCUUCCUGUAUUAUCGGCACUUUUUGCUGAUAUGAUUGCAGUUAUAUUUCUAUAUUUGUAUACAUUAUAGAUUAUAUCAAAACUAUUGUUGUCCACUUUAGUAAUACCAGCCAGUUUUACCUAUAUUGCUUUUGUGAUGAUGUUAUACUUCUAUUGCGUGGCCUUGUUUGAGUGAGCAUAUAUAUAGCUUGAGAAUGUGCUCUGGAUAUUGAAGUGUGUACAGUAAACUGGCGGUAGCCAGUGUAUAACUUUAGGAAAUUUGCAUGCAUAGCCCUGAAAAAAAAAAAGCCAGUCAGUGCUUUAGGCUCAUCUUUUCUUUGCCAGCUUGUCAACAUGUAAAUGUCUACAUUCUUUUAGCAUGCUACUUUGUAGUAAUUUCCAAUUGUGUGUAUGUUAUCAUGGAAUGAAUGCUCUCAUUACUUUAAGUUGGCCUGUGUGCCACUUUGCAUGCAUGGUAAUCCAGAGGCAACCUUAAUUAUGCAUCAACUUUUUGUAUUAUUAUUGCUUAGUUUUUCAACGUUACUCAUCUGCGUGGCACUCUUGAAAUUGGUCCAAAGUGUAGUAUACUACUCAGACGUGGAAAAAAAGAAAUUUAAUCUGCAUGGUUAUUUUAUGCAAGACAUCCAUUAUGAAUGAAAUGGACACUUAGAACUCGGAAAAAGUUAUUCGACACAGAGCAUAAAACUUUGGUAAAAUAAAUAGUGAAGAAUUUAAUAGUAGUAGUGAAACAUUUUUCUUGUUACAAAAACUACAAAUUAGUGCUCUAUUGUGAAACUCAAGUGGUGGACUUGCAUUACAAAUCAUUUUAAAUAAGGCAAAUGUUUCACAACAUGCUUGCAUUCCAUCUUGCAUUUUUUUAACUCUUGAUGUUUCUUGUCCUUUAAAAGUAUGGUGGUCUGCCCGUUUUAUCUUUUUUAUUGUUGGCAACCCUUCUCACAUAUCCUGUUGAACCUCGUGCUCUCUUCUCUGCCUGAGGACCUUUGCAUCUUUCUUUACCUGCUUUCACAGGGUGACAUUGUAUUUGAAUUGAGACCCAAUUCCAGAUUUUUCAUUUCUGGGAAUCUCUUCUUUAAACUUUCGUGCGGUUGAUCACCCAAGUUAGCCACAACGUUUGACAUCUUGUCUGUUGACUCAGCCUGUUGAUCGUCGCUAAAAGUGGUGCUUUCAAAAUUUGCUGGUUUACAAAUAUGGUCGCUGUCGUUCAUUUGUAUGUGUGACUAGAGGCAGCCAAGAAAUCUGCCAGCUUCUCUUCGAUUUCUAAUUUCAUUUUUUUUCCAGUCGCAUGCAUUUCCUUCUGUGCACUCGAGUAGGCAAACAUGCAUGUUCUGCAACAGCCUAUAUCUCAAGUGUCAGCAUCAAACUGAACACAGGAAGUUAAAAUUAUAUGAGAUCUCUUAAUAAAAUCUGCUGCUCCUGUGUGCCACAUUUCCUUUUCUUGAUGUUGUUCCUAAGUAGAGAAUAGUUACACUGGUUUAAGAUGGUGCAAGAAUAUAUCUUUUUCAUUAUGAUCACAUGUUAUGUUGGGUUAUUCAGAUUUAUGCAGAUGCAAAAUGCAGAUGCCUCUGGCUAUGCUUCAUUCUUUAGGUAGCAUUCAAUGAAUUUUGUAGAAAUGGUGCACGAGAAAUGUGUCCUUUUGGUCCUUUUUGGUGUGUAAGCAUGUAUAUACUGUGGGGCUUAUUAUGAUGUCUGUAUAGAUUUAAUGCUGUUGUCCUAGGUUUAACCAAACUCUACUACUGUUACUUGUUUUGAAGAAUGCCCUAAUCUGCAAAGGUGUAUUUUCCUUUAACUAGGCUGCAGAUACUAUGAAAUUGCUGGAAAGCUGGGCAUGCACGUAAAAUGUAAACCGCUGCACAAAGAGUAAUCGAUGCUUUCGAUGUCUUCUCAAUGUAGAGCUGGAGAGCUCUUUGGACUGUUUGAUGAAACCCUUGCAGUAGCUGUAUUCAUUUGUGCUGAAUUUGUGUGACUUUUUUUUCUCUAUCUAGUUGAAAAUGUACAUCGUCAUUCUUUAUGAAAGGGAACCCACGACCGCGUGGCCUGCUCUCUACAACGGCUGCCUACAGUAUCUUGCAGCUCUUGUCCAGCGGCCAUAACUCAUUCUGUUUGCCAAUAGAUAGCGCCAAAAGUCAGUGUCUUUUCUUUUGCUGUCAGUUGACGAUGAUCCUGUAGGCAGCCGCCGCAGAGUGCAGGCCAUGCAUGCAUGUAUUCCCUUUCAUAAAGGAUGACAGUGUACAACAUUGUAGGAUUUCAUGAAGCAAAAAGGCAAGCCUUCAAAACAUUGGCACUAGUAGAAUAAGUUGUACAGCACACAGUUCCUAUUCUAUUUGUGUCUACAUUUGGCAUGUGUGCCUCACAUUACGGCUUUCUUCCUCAUUACAGAGAUCAACUUUAUAAUCGGUAAACGAAAUUGCAGUUCUUUAUAAAUUUUUUGUUGUAGAAGACAACCCCUGUGUAAUAAAAAAAAUUUAAAUCUGUUAUUAUAAAAGGCUUUCCUAAAGGUAUUGUUCUAGUCUGUCAAAAGCCAUUUUUUGAAUUAUUAUCAUUAUUAUCUUCCAACUUUGGUCCCUCUUUCUCUCUCACUUCAAUGUAUGCUGUUUAAACCAUGUCAUACAUUCCAAAUUAUUCUGAUACGCCAAUAUUUCUGACAGUCUUUUGGCAUCAUGAUAGACAUUCUUCAUACAUUAAAGUUUGGGUAAUUGGAUUAUUCUAACUGCUGAUAUAUAUUCACAGAUGUCUUUUCCAAAUAAAAGAAAAGGCACAAAAUCUUCGUACUGUAGCAAAAUAAUGCCUGCUGCUUCAUUUAGCACAUCAUGAUCUGUAUGGAGUGUGAAUUUUGUUACUUCAUAUUAACAAUGCGUCCUAACAACGAAAAUAGUGCAAUGAAUUGGUUUUUUUCUUGACAUAAUUCAUAAGUGUCACUUGUUGCGAGGUUUCUUUGAAAUAAUUUUCAUGUUUCUCUAUGGAAACACCUGACAUCUGUUGGCAAAGAUAUUAGCGCAGUGCUCAGGUGUGUUCCAGUUUCUUUAUUCAGGAAAGUUCAUGUUUUCAAGAUAUGUUUGCAUUUCUUUUUGUGUCCAACAGGGAUUGGAAAAAUUAGAAACAUAGUAUACAUGCAUAUGUUCACACUUUCACACUUCAGGGCAGAUGCUACUCAAAAAAGAAAGUGUAUUUAGUCUGUAGCCAAGUGCAAUAAAAUGUUCGCUGUCUACACAUAUAUCUUUGAUGAUUUCAAAUAUGCAAUCAAUUGUAUAGUAAUUUGCGUAGUUUUUCUUUUGUACCAUGACAAGGCAUAACUUAUAGCUCUUUUUGGACGCAUUGUUUUUGCCACUAAACUUAUAUUGUUAUGAAUUGUUAAUGACUCAUAUUGCUACACAUGAACUGUAGAAUGCAAAUAACUAUCAAGAAAGUUUGUAUAAGACAUUUUAAUGAAUGAGCAAAAUUGUAAUGUGAGAGUCAUGAAAUGCUCAAGCCACAGUAAUUGCUUACUUCAUAAUAACUAUAUAAAUAAUAUGAGGUUUGAAAGGUGACAAUUGUACUCCACACUUGUUAAGGAACAUGAGUAAGCUAUCUCAAGUUAAGUGACAACAUUGAGUUUUCUUGUCAUGAAAGUAGAGAAACUAAACUGGUGAAAGCAAAUAGAAACGAAAAAGUAUGUAAUGUUGGAAAAAACAUUUUUUGAGUAGCAUCUCCCCUUGAGCACCUUACACGCGGUGCCAGUGUUUGAAGUGUAGCAUUUGAAUACAUGGUCUCAGAGUGGCCAUUAUAUAAUAAUCUCGGUACUAAUAAAAAAGUUCUAAAAGUACUGAUGACACGUCUGUCCUUUCGCAUUGUGUUCCACAUUAUUAUCGCUCGCUCUUUGUCUUUCAGGUUCACAAUCUCUAUGUCGUAACUUCUUAUUGGGCUGGUGCUUCAGAGAACCUUCCUGAGCUCGCAUGACACUCAAAGGCAAUUUUUUGUUUGACCGACAAAUACUUCUCAAGUGUCCGGCCGGCCACACCUUCACAAGAGCACCGCAAAGAACCGACUGCGAAGGUAACAUUCGUGAGAGUUUUUUCCUGCUCACCCGCUGUUUACAUCUCACCAGCAAAAAUGCGAGAGGUGUCUUGUGCGAAAAAUAUGCUGAUCAGUGGCAGAGGCAAUGUGUGUGUGGACACGCUAGCAUCUUUGCAUAUCUAGUCCAAUAUUGUGGAAGCACACCUGUGUUCACCCUCGAACUGUCAUUGAAAGACAUGAGCAGAGGUCGCUCAGCAUUGUGCUUUUUGUGUCCGGGAUACGGAGUGUUGCGCGAAGAGUGUUAGCUAGACAGGAUGUAUGGAGUUUCGUCUGAGGAUGCCAUGUGUAUAAUUUGAAUUCUGCGGAAUACCUAUUAUGGGUUACGUUGUUACAUGUGUAUACAUAAGUGAAUAAAUGCGUUGAUUGAAGGUGUA